Nematolebias whitei (Rio pearlfish) is the source of this 472-nucleotide messenger RNA. Its product is annotated as LIM domain-binding protein 3-like. Gene Ontology annotation, molecular function: actin binding; muscle alpha-actinin binding. Gene Ontology annotation, biological process: muscle structure development; heart development; actin cytoskeleton organization. The transcript has 2 exons. The annotation marks the transcript as partial. NCBI's taxonomy places the organism in Eukaryota, Metazoa, Chordata, Actinopteri, Cyprinodontiformes, Rivulidae. The record is from RefSeq and is a predicted model, not a curated record. Gene Ontology annotation, cellular component: adherens junction; Z disc; stress fiber.
AAUAUCCACAACUGCGCUACAUAUAUUUGCAUCUGCUCUGUCGGCCUUCCUCAGAUAACCCCCGCCAGCAAGGCAUCAGGUGGGACCCUGACCCAGGGCGACAUCAUCUCAGCCAUCGAUGGGGUCAGCACCGACGGGAUGACGCACCUGGACGCCCAGAACAAGAUCAAGGCGGCCACCAACAAACUUACGCUCUCAAUGCAGAAAUCAAGACGUCCAGCUCCAGUUCCCACGGCAACUCCAAGAAUGGAGUCACCGAUGCCCAUCAUCCCACACCAGAAGGUAUGUUGUUGUCACGAAGCAGAGCUCUGCUGUCCUCUAGUGGAGAAUAUUCAGAGCAGCUGCAGGGAGGUCAGAGGUCAGCAGAGCCUGACACAAACACAGAGCAAUGUAAAACUGGCUGCCACCUUUAGUGUAUUUUAAAUUGUUUCACAUAUAAAUUAUGUGCAUGUAUUUUAAAUUGUUUUUAAAG